AUUGCGAAAUGGGAACAAUAAUUUGGGGAGGGUGAGUACAAUUUGCAUAUGUCAAUUUAUCACACUACUCAAGAAUAACACCAAGUAAUAAGAAAAACAGCACUUUCACGGUUGGGCGUUGGGAGGGAAAGCAUUUUCCACAAGCCUGCUGUUGAAAUUCAAAAAAUUCAAAAAUCAUCACUCUCAGAUUUUUUCCUCUUUUAAAAACCCUAACCUUUUCUUCCCUCCCCCCUCUCCUACCUUUCUCACAUAGCUCGCUGUUCUGGCUGUCAGGCACGGACUCUGAUGCCCACAGAGCUGAGGAUUUUCACGCCACAGAGCUCGGGAACGGCAUUCUGAACUUCGCGGAACAUCUGAAAAUAUAUUGUAACUUGUCUUGGAGCUUAAACAAGAAAUUCUUGUAUCAGCAUUCUCUUGCACACGGUAGAUAUUCAAAUGAGGAAAAGGGUUGAUGGGAAAAAUUCUCGAGAUCUUGCGAGUCCAAGGAUUUCAAGACACCAGAAGAAAUUGUCUGAGAACAUCCAAAACCAGGCAAAAAAAGUGUCAGAUUUAAUCACUUCUUCAGCUAGGAAGCAGAAACCGGGCACUACUCUUCCAAAAAAAGUGGAGAAGCUUGUUACUAGUACAGAUUUGGAUUCAAGGUUUGAGUUUCAUGAUAAAGACGCCACCAACACUGGUUGGAGUCAAGAUGCUCAUUGUGAAACCAAUUAUUCUUCUGUUGAAAAUAAGCAUUAUGAAGAUGAAACUGCUAAUAAUCAAACUGAGGCUAUUUUUUCUCCCACCUUUCGCACCAAAAGUAUUGCAGAAGUUUCAAGUAAAGUGGAGUUAGUUAUGCCCUUUCGACAUGGAAACGUCACACAUGAUGACCGUGAUAAAGAGAACAUAGGGACUGACAUGCUGAAUGGUCACGCGCAUGAGAUUUCAUUAAAUUUAGGAAGUUCCAUACCCGAAGUUUUGUCCACAUGUCAGGCUUUAGGAAAUUCAAGAUUAGAAUGCGUUGACGAGUUAAAUCAAGGGCAAGUGCAAGCUGACAGUAGCAUGGAGAAAACUGAAAGUGAAGAGUUUGAUGAUUUCAAUCCAUAUUUUUUCAUCAAAAAUUUGCCAGAUCUAUCCGCUGUCGUUCCAACAUUCAGGCCAAUGAUCUUGCCUAAACAGACUAGGAGUUGCCCUUCCCUCAGUCUUGCUUUGGACUUGGAUGAGACCUUGGUGCACUCUACGGUGGAACCAUGUAUAGAUGCCGAUUUCACAUUUUCAGUAAAUUUCAACACAAUGGACCACACGGUGUAUGUACGGUGUCGUCCUCAUCUCAGAUACUUCUUGGAGAGGGUGUCACACCUCUUUGAGAUAAUCAUAUUUACAGCCAGCCAAAGCAUUUACGCAGAGCGGGUUUUGAAUGUGCUAGAUCCCAAAAGAAAAAUAUUUCGCCACCGUGUAUUUCGCGAGUCUUGUGUGUUUGUUGAUGGAAAUUACCUUAAGGACCUUUCGAUUCUUGGUCGCGAUUUAGCACGUGUCAUUAUUAUCGACAACUCUCCCCAGGCGUUUGGAUUUCAAGUGGACAACGGAAUACCCAUCGAGAGCUGGUUUGACGAUCCUUGUGACCAAGAAUUGCUCGCAUUGCUCCCGUUUUUGGAGAGUUUAGUGGGAGUGGAAGAUGUCAGGCCACUGAUUGCAAAGAAGUUCAACCUCAAAGGGAAAAUAGAUUCUGCUAUUUGUCCCUUCACCUCUUCUGACUAUGGAAUUCCCUUUGGGAGAUGUUAAAACUUUUGUCCCCUUAUAACUUUGUGUACUAUUAUUAGUAGUAUUCUUAUUAGUGCCCUUUUUUCUGGUUAUGUCUUGUUUGUUGAUGAUAAUAUAUCAUACACACCUGCUAUAUGCUUUGGUUCUUGUAAUAAAAGGAAAUCUUUAUA
Molecule: messenger RNA, 1907 nt
Organism: Cuscuta campestris
Lineage: Eukaryota; Viridiplantae; Streptophyta; Magnoliopsida; Solanales; Convolvulaceae
Source: the annotation of a GenBank genome assembly